Messenger RNA from Papaver somniferum (opium poppy), 1420 nucleotides. Its product is annotated as N-(5'-phosphoribosyl)anthranilate isomerase 1, chloroplastic-like. NCBI's taxonomy places the organism in Eukaryota, Viridiplantae, Streptophyta, Magnoliopsida, Ranunculales, Papaveraceae. Bases 254 to 961 code for a protein of 235 amino acids. The record is from RefSeq and is a predicted model, not a curated record. Gene Ontology annotation, molecular function: phosphoribosylanthranilate isomerase activity. Gene Ontology annotation, biological process: L-tryptophan biosynthetic process. The transcript is spliced from 5 exons.
ACUCAGUCGACUGUUUCCGCACCAAGCAUUCAAAUUGGCGUGGGUCUUCAUCACUUUGCCAUUCAUCCUUCUUUUGCUUUCUGUAUAUCAAAAAUUGCCCUCAAUUGAAGCAAAUAUGUUUACUGGAUCGAUAUCCUGAAUUCGUGUUCAGCCCAACAUUCUUAAUGUCCAGAGAACACAGAAUACUGGUUGUCAUGUCAGAGAAUUGGGCUUCUCAACGAACAGGUUGAGGUUAAGUACAAUAAGAUCAGGAAUGUCUGAGAAGGCUAGUAUGUCAAUCGUUCACGAAAACUGUAGACGUGAUCUCCCAUUAGUGAAGAUGUGUGGAAUAACAUCAGCUAGAGAUGCUGCUAUGGCUGCAGAAGCAGGUGCAAAUCUUAUUGGAAUGAUCAUGUGGCCCAAUUCAAAACGUUCAGUGUCACUCUCUGUUGCCAAAGAGAUAUCAAAAGUUGCAAAGGAAUAUGGGGCAGAGGCUGUUGGUGUAUUUGUAGAUGACGACGCAGACACGAUACUAAGGGCGUCUGAUGCAGCAAAACUUGACCUCCUGCAGCUUCAUGGAAAUUGUUCAAGAGAGGCUUUUUCGAUUCUGCAGCAAGAAAGAAGAAUAAUCUAUGUACUCCAUGCUAAUGAAGAAGGCGACCUUCUAAAUCAGAUUACUGAUGAAGAUUGUUCUUUAGCCGAUUGGAUCCUGGUCGAUUCCGCCAAAGGUGGCAGUGGCAAAGGAUUCGAUUGGUCAAAGUUUAAGCUACCACAUAUUACAAGCAAACAUGGGUGGCUUUUAGCUGGAGGGAUUCAUCCAGAGAAUGUUUGUGACGCCCUUGGUUCCCUUCAACCACAUGGAAUUGAUGUGAGCAGUGGCAUUUGCGGUUCUGAUGGCAUCCAAAAGGAUCCAUCUCGGAUGUCAUCAUUUAUGUCUGCAGUAAAUUCCGUGAGAUAUCGGUCUCACCCAGAGAUCCAGUAGUGAUAUAUCUCGAUUUCAUUGCAAAUCAAUAAGGGUGUCAACAGUCUGAGGUUUAAGAUAGUUCAUUAGUGACGAGCUUCUAACGCAAUUGGGGCACAAAUAUGGCCAUGUGUUGUUGUACGUUUCCUUUUGGGAAUUUCCUGUAGUUUUGGAAACAUACGAGUGAAGUCAUUUUCCUUCACCACAUUGAUGCAUUACUACUAUCUGAAGAAUAUUUGCGCGGCCAGCAAGCUAAGCUAACUGAAGGCUUAUCCUUCUUGGGAUAAGCAGAAAGCUAAGCUAAAGAAUAUUUGGUUGGGAUAAAAUGCCAAGUUUGUAUGUAGUUUAACCUUCUUGGGUUCCCUCAUUCAGUCAUUUGUACUGUUUUGUACUACUAUUUUAUACUUGCUAGACUUGCAAAAACAUUUGAAAUGUCUGGGCAUUUUUUGUAUUAGCUCCAUCUUUUUUAAACACCUGAAC